AUGUUGAGAGGCGUGCUGGUGAUGGCGACGAUCGCAGUAGCUGCGGGUGUAUGCAACAUCGCCGAGAAGAAGGAUGUGAAGAUAGGAGGGUGCCCCAAGAGGACCUACAAGUACGGAAGUUGCACGUCUCUAGACGACGCACAAGCCAAGCUUACAGCAAUGCUAACAAAGUAUCAAGAUCCGACCCCUCCUCAGAGUGACGCUGAAUGCAAAGACUUGAUAGACAAAGCAUGCGUAAUGUACGGCGGGACUGGAGAUGCUAGCAAAUGCUCGGACUACUGCACUGCCAUGUUUCCGUCCAACCGUGGUUGCACAAUGGAUGAACAGUGUAUGAUGCCAGGGUUUCAACAGCCUUUGACCUGCUGUGGCUACUACAAGUCAGUAGCCAAGGACAACUGCAAGAUUGAGACGAAGACGCUUGAUGCAUACAUUCAAAAAAUGAGGGAGAGUCAACAGUGCGGAGACUUGAACUGCGUUGCAAGAGCCUCGUCGUCUGCCAGUGUUUCCUUUGUGAUGGUUUUUCUUUCAUCGAUUGUGGGAUUGUUCGUCGCUGCCAGGAUGUAA
This is a messenger RNA of Guillardia theta CCMP2712, 564 nucleotides long. RefSeq lists its product as hypothetical. The transcript is spliced from 3 exons. The coding region runs from base 1 to 564 and encodes 187 amino acids. The record is from RefSeq and is a predicted model, not a curated record. Lineage: Eukaryota; Cryptophyceae; Pyrenomonadales; Geminigeraceae.